Molecule: messenger RNA, 883 nt
Organism: Ipomoea triloba (trilobed morning glory)
Lineage: Eukaryota; Viridiplantae; Streptophyta; Magnoliopsida; Solanales; Convolvulaceae
Product: putative F-box protein PP2-B12
Exons: 3
Coding region: 64-591 (175 amino acids)
Source: RefSeq, a predicted model, not a curated record
GUGAAACUUCCGCCAAUUUAAGAUAGACCAGUAUUAAUCAUAUCGUAGCUAAUCUCAGUUGCUAUGCCAGACGACCUAGACAGAAGACAUCAAGAUAUAAGAAUGAGUGUGUUCCUUGAAGCAAGAAGUCUCUACAUACCACACGAGAACAAUCCUCGGCAUUGGAUCUGGACUUGGGACUCCGGACAUGAGGUUGUAGAACUUCAGAAUGUUUGCUGGCUGGAGAUCAAAGGAAUGGUGGACACCACGUGCUUACUCAAAAUGACUUGUUACUCCGCAUACCUUGUUUUCAAACUUAAACAGAGCACACAAUGGAUCGAUACGGCACUUACCUCGGUGAGGUAUCUCAAGGAUAAGUGGAGCUAUUGUGAGAGUCGACGUUGUCAAGUGUUUUUAACAAAAAGUAAGUCUUCUAAAGAUCCUGGCCAGUUUCCAAACAUACGCCAAGAUAGAUGGAUGGAGAUUAAGCUAGGAGAGUUUUAUGUUACCUCAGGAAAUGAAGGUGAGGUCGAAAUGCGACUUUGGAAUACUGAAAACAUACAUUGGAAGUCGGGUCUCAUUGUUUGGGGGAUUGAUGUUCGACCUUGUUGAGGAAGGAAAUUUAGAGUUCGUUUAUGGGAUAACACCCAAAUCCUAGUUACUUUCUCAUAUAAGCUUUGUUUGGUAAUUAGCACUUGGCUAUAGAGGCUUUAGUGGUUUUGAUUAGCGCAAUAGAUGCUUUAGUGGUUGUUUGAGUCCCUCAUUGAUGUGCCUAGUUAGAUAUAUAUUCAAAGUUUGAUAUUCUUUUUAUUUAUAAUUCAAGUUUGUUAGUAUCAAUUACAAGCUUAAUUUGGAUUGGAAGAACUUUUAAGUUUUGAAACAACUUUUACUCGGUUUACAACUA